Stegodyphus dumicola is the source of this 964-nucleotide messenger RNA. Its product is annotated as BPTI/Kunitz domain-containing protein-like. The record is from RefSeq and is a predicted model, not a curated record. Gene Ontology annotation, molecular function: serine-type endopeptidase inhibitor activity. Lineage: Eukaryota; Metazoa; Arthropoda; Arachnida; Araneae; Eresidae.
UACCUUUUAGAAGUAUUAUUAGCUCUCUCGUACCGUUCAUGUAACAUACUAUCGUAUUUAGUGAUUUUCAAACAUCUCAGAAAUAAGAUAUCAUAGAUUUUUUAAUCUUUAUAUACUACUUUUUGGAAAGACAAUAGUAACAAGAAAAGAUCUGCAAAUAACUAACUAUAAUGAGCUUCCUGUUGGAGAUUCUAAUGCUGUUUUGCUUCUUCAAUUUGAACCAAGCUCUUUACCUGCAAGACAACACAACAAACGCACAGCAGGAUGACGUUUCGGGAAGUUCAGAUUCAAUGUUUUCUUUAGAGUUUCGAUCAAAUCGGAUUUCAGAUGCACAGCACAUUUGCUCACUGGAUCCAGGCCAUGGAGAUUGCUGUGAAGAGAAGAAACUAAAGUUUCAUUACAAUCCUGACUCAAGAAUAUGCUACGAAAUACUCCAUAAAGGUUGUGAAGGCAACAACAACACAUUUGAUACGAUGGAACAAUGCGAGACAUCUUGCGCAGGUGACCGACAUGGGAACUGUUUACUGAGUGUAGAUUUUGGAGACUGCUGUAACCGGACAAUUAAGUUUUAUUACAAUCGUUUUACUGGAGAAUGUCACGAAUUCAUCUAUAAUGGUUGCGCAGGAAACAGAAACAUAUUUGAUACACGAGAAGAAUGCGAGACAUUUUGUGAAGGAAAUGCAAUAAAUAAAACAGAGCACUGUAAUAAAGAAGGCGACAGAGGCACAUGUGAGGGCCUUAUACACAGGUUUUACUACAACUCAACACUACAUGAGUGCCGCGGCUUAGAGUACGGCGGUUGCAGAGGAAAUGCAAAUAAUUUUUCAACCAAGCAAGACUGCAUCAGGGUUUGCAUCAAUUUUAUGUAAAGUUAUACUAGCAUCAUGUUCUAUAUGUCGACAUGUAUAAAUCUUCCGUCAAAUUAUAAUUAUACAUAUUAACAAUAAAAUAUUUAUUAUGCAUC